CCCCCCAACGCACGACGUGCCGCGAGGUGCUGAGCCCGCGACUGCAGGCGGGGCCCCGGCCUGGGAGUCGGGCGCAGGGGGCGGCGCCCUCCGCGGCUCCGUGACUGCGCCUCUGCGCCCCCGGCUCUUCGCGGCGCCCGGGAUGCGCGGAGGCGGCGGCGAUGGCGACGGUACCUCGGGCCCUGCCUCCUCCCGGGCGGCGCUCGGAGCUGGGGUCCGAGCUGCGAGAUGAAGGAGGAGGGGCGCCGCUGCAGCCACCGGGCAGGAACCAAAGGCCAGGAGUUGCAUUCUGCUCUCUCACGGAACUUUUGUAAGGAAAGUACAGAAAAGCCAGCCUCACUUCCCAGAGGAGACAUUCAUCCUGCUGCCAUGACCCAUCCCAGCCGACCACUGUGAACAUAGAAGACAUCAUCAUCUCCCUUCGUGAAGGACACCAGUCAGUUACGUGGGCAUCCCCAGGACGGCAGUUCUGUCUGAUAGUCACUGGCACAGCCAUGCCCGUUACGGAAGGCUGAGCGGCUUCUAACACUGGGUGGUCCGCAGCUGCUUCUUGGAGCCCCCAGUAACCCCUCACUGACCCAGCCCCUUCCUCUGCAUCCCAUGAUCCAAUAACCCAAAGGGUUAACCUCUGGCAGAGCUGGAGGCCUCAGCUUGAGCUGGUGGUUAAAUAUUCUGAACAUCAACCCUGGACCUCCCCGGUGCUACUGGCUGUUCCUAAAAUGCUGGAUGAGAGCAGAUACCUUUCAGUUGUCAAGAGCACUGCAUCAGGCUCCAAGGAAGAACUUCAGCUGUCCCACUUGGAAGUAUCUUUGGGAACAGGGACAUGCGUCUCCAUGUGCAGGCUUUUCUGCCUUGGGUCUCUUUUGUCAUGUAUCACUCACCUGUGAGUCUGAGGCCCUGACUCCCUUCCCACAGAAGGAAGAGACCUUUCUCUCCGAAGAUGAACUCAACGGACCGUCUCCAGGACGCCCCCAACACCACCUUGCUCCCCGAGCCUCACUUCCCUGGGGGGAACCGCACCGCUCUGCAGGCGGACCCCCAGGGUCUCACCCACACGGCCACUUUGCCUUCAGGAAAUUCAGAACCAACUUUGAUUUCAUGAUCCUGAACCUGUCCUUCUGCGACCUCUUCAUCUGUGGAGUGACGGCCCCCAUGUUCACUUUUGUGUUAUUCUUCAGCUCAGUCGGUAGCAUCCCGGAUGCUUUCUGCUUCACCUUCCACCUCACCAGUUCUGGCUUCAUCCUCAUGUCCCUCAAGACAGUGGCCGUGAUCGCCCUGCACCGCCUCCGCAUGGUGCUGGGGAAACAGCCGAACCACUUGGCCUCCUUUCCCUGCACCUUGCUCCUCACAGUGCUUCUCUGGGCCACCAGUUUCACCCUCGCCACCUUGGCCACCCUGAAAACCAGCAAGUCCCACCUCUGCCUUCCCAUGUCCAGUCUGAUUGCCGGAGAAGGGAAAGCCGUUCUGUCUCUCUACGUGGUCGACUUCACCUUUUGUGUUGCCGUAGUGUCUGUCUCUUACAUCAUGAUUGCUCAGACGCUGUGGAAAAAUGCCCAAGUCAGAAAGUGCCCCCCUGUAAUCACGGUGGACGCUUCCAGGCCACAGCCCUUCGCGGGGGCGCCUGUGAAGGGAGGUGGAGAUCCCGCCCACUGCACCAUGCCAGCCCUCUACAGGAACCAGAAUUACAACAAACUGCAGCACCUGCAGACGCAUGGCUACACCAAGAGCCCUAACCUGCUGCCAACUCCUGCAGCCAGCCGGCUCCAGCUGGUCUCAGCUGUCAAUCUCUCCACGGCUAAGGAUUCCAAAGCGGUGGUCACCUGCGUGAUCAUCGUGCUGUCUGUCCUGGUGUGCUGUCUUCCACUGGGGAUUUCCUUGGUGCAGGUGGUUCUGUCCAGAAGUGGGAGCUUCGUCCUUUACCAGUUUGAACUGUUUGGAUUCACCCUUAUAUUUUUCAAGUCAGGAUUAAACCCUUUUAUAUAUUCUCGGAACAGCGCGGGGCUGAGAAGGAAAGUGCUCUGGUGCCUCCAGUACGUAGGCCUGGGUUUUUUCUGCUGCAGACAGAAGACUCGUCUUCGAGCCAUGGGCAAAGGGAACCUCGAAGUCAACAGAAACAAAUCCUCCCAUCAUGAAACAAACUCCGCCUACAUGUUGUCCCCAAAGCCCCAGAAGAAAUUUGUGGACCAGGCUUGUGGCCCAAGUCAGUCGAAGGAAAGUGUGGUCAGUCCCAAGCUCUCGGCUGGACAUCAAUACUGUGGUCAGAGCAGCUCAACGCCGGUCAACACGCGGAUGGAGCCGUACUACAGUGUCUACAACAGCAGCCCGUCCCGGGAAGAGAGCGCCCCCUGUCGCGCACAGCCGGUAAACUCCUUUGGAUUUGCCAGCUCCUAUAUUGCCAUGCGUUACCACACCACCAAUGACUUAAUGCAAGAAUAUGACAGCACUUCCGCCAGGCAGAUUCCAGUCCCCUCUGUUUAGAGUCACAGAGACUGGAGGAUCUUGUGUAAACUUUUUUUGUUUCUGAUAGUAAUUGAUUUUUUUCACUUUUGUGAGACCAGUAGUAGAACAAAACAAAGAUUCAACUAAACAUUCGGCGUUUACUAUUUUCUUUGGUCUGAGGUACUAGCAUCUAUUAUUGGUUUGCUUUGUGCUUUCUUGAUACUCUAAGAUUUAAUGUAAAAGUUUAUUAUUUAGAUUUGUACCCCGACCUGUGUUCCAAUCUUUUAUACUAAACUUUUAAAUAGAUGCUCUGCAUCUGUUUAAAGGGAUGACUCAUGCUGCUAUGUUAAAGUAGAAGGUGAACUGACAGCGAUCAUCUGAGUGUUGUAGUCCUUCCAGGUAUAUGUGAGCUGGUGUUUCAAAGAAUGGAAGGGUCUGAUCUUUGCUGAGAUGUUAUUUUUAUGAAUUGAAUUACAAAUGUUGAUUCUUUGAAGUACUGAAAUGGGGAAAAUACACUUUUUUGUUAGCACACUUAUUUGAAUAAAUAAUACAUUGUUAAAGCAGAAAAUCAGAAAUUUAUUAUCUGUAAUGAUCUUUAUCAAAAAUACACAGGUAUGAGGGACUUUCAUAAGGCAGUCAACCAAGAAUAGAGUAUUAUGAUUUUUAUUAUUUCUUACUAGAGACAUUG
Artibeus jamaicensis (Jamaican fruit-eating bat) is the source of this 3127-nucleotide messenger RNA. RefSeq names its product G protein-coupled receptor 75 (gene GPR75). Bases 727 to 2478 code for a protein of 583 amino acids. The record is from RefSeq and is a predicted model, not a curated record. The transcript is spliced from 4 exons. Gene Ontology annotation, cellular component: membrane. Gene Ontology annotation, molecular function: C-C chemokine receptor activity. NCBI's taxonomy places the organism in Eukaryota, Metazoa, Chordata, Mammalia, Chiroptera, Phyllostomidae. Gene Ontology annotation, biological process: G protein-coupled receptor signaling pathway.